UUUCAGAUGAGAAAAAUUUCUCAGAGGAGACAGAUAGAAAAAAAUGUGUUUACAUGUUUAAGCAGUUAUGUGGCAACCUAAUAUGUUACUGUUUGAUAGUCUCAAAGUUUUAUCACUCAUGUGUGGAAGUGAAAUUUAAGGCUUGAUUAAAGAAAAUGAUGAUUUACAGAGUAGAUAUCUUGUAAACAUUGCAUAGACAGGUUCAACUUCUAAUCAACAGACAUGAAUCAGUCAGUGGAAAGUGCCACUGAUGUGGAUAAUGACAUCAUCGAAAUUAUACCGAUGGAGGAGUAUGAUAGUAACAAGGCAAAGCUUCAGUGCUCUGUUUCAUGGAUUCUUGACAAAGCAUAUAGAGAACAAAUACCAAAGGACCUGAAGGACCCCUUCUAUGAAACUCAGGAUGGUGCAUUGCAUGUUAAACCUCAGUUGCUGAACCUGAUGGUUUCCAGUGAAAUUUAUUGUCAAGCCUGCAACAACAUGUUUGGAGAUUCUUCCUUACAAUGGCAAGGGACAUCAGGUCAUUCAACCAUAAUACAGGUGAUGUCCAGGAAAGGAAUCUAUGUUGUUGAUGCGAGUGAUAAUGCUGUUACAGAAUCUGUGUUGAUUAAAUCUGCUCCCUUUGAUGUGGGUGCCCACAUAGCCUUGAUAGAUGCCUUGAUGCUGGCUUAUAUCAGGCAGACAGUGUCCAUUGAGAAGAUUGUUCAGGCAGUGAGGAAGUUUGCCACGUUUAACGCCUCCAGCGAGCUACCCUCCAGUGUAGAAGACGCUCUCUUGUUCUGGAUCAACAAAGUCUGUGUAGCUGUACAGCUCAGUAUUAACAAGGAAGACAACCAGGUGUUAGAAGGAGAGACAAAUCAAAAGGUGAGGAUAGUAAGUAAAACAGGGAUGAGUAUGAGGGAUUCGGUGAAUAUUCCCCUGAUAGAGGAUCUGUCUCAGGACAUCGGGGAUGGCUGCUCUCUGGCUGUCCUGAUAAGCUUCUACUGCCCCUCAGCACUUAAUCGACAAGAUAUCUGUUUGAAGUCAAAUGUUGGCAUAGCUGAUUCUCUGUACAACUUGAGGCUGGUGAAGGAAUUCUGUGAUAACUAUAUCCCAGGAAAAGUUUUUCAUCUCACUUACGAAGACUUUCUAUACAUGCACAACAAUCUGCGAGGGAAUGUGGAAGUAUUCCUGGCAGAGCUGUUUUACUGGUUUGAACUUCAGAAACUGGACUGUGUGCAAGACGAAUCGGGUUCUCGUCCCACCACUGCUAAGAAACUGACCAGUAAUGCCAUUCCAAACCUGCCCCCAAUUAGUAAUGUCACCAAACAGAGCUUUCAUAAGACAUCUGUAGAUGAUGCUGGGGUCCCCCGUAAUGUGAUGCAGAUGGCUCCAAGACAACCUCUGUUACACAAACGCCAGCAGGAAUCUAUCCAUGAACCUUCUGUCAGCCAAAAAGGUCAAGGGACUGAUCGACCAAGACCCAAGUCAGCAGUGACAGUCAGUGAUAGGAAUGUGGUACAUCAGUCUGUGUUAGCCUGGCAGGAGGACAGUCAAAAUGUUCAUAAAAGCCUGAUGAUUAAGUCUUACACAGAGGCUAAAUCGUCAGAUUUAAUGAAGCAGAGUGGUGGGAGUAACUUGUUGGCCAAUGUUAGUAUUGACUCUGAGUUAAUGGAAAGCUUUACUGAUGACCAGCUGGGAAGCCUCGACAUGGACCUAAGUGACACACCCCCUCCUACACUUCCAUCCAAUGAGGAGGCUAGAAACUUGGCAUCUAAUUUGCAUGAUCCAAGUCAUCCAGAUUAUAUGGAAGUACAAAGUGUUACUUCAGGAACUGUGACAAAUAGAACAAUUCAUCAUGAAGAACUAAGGCCAGACAGUGAAGUUAGCUUACCUCAGAAACCACCAAAUCAUCAAGAUUUGUUGAACGAAUUUAGUGCUCAAGUUGAUCCUAGAAUCAACAGACAAAGUAAGGAUCAACAAUAUGAACCCCUUUUACCAGCAAAACUAAAACCUUGUAAAGAAGCAAUAAAUAACCAUAGCAAAGAACAGGAGAGAGGGGAACAGGCUUUAUUUACCAAAUCUGUGAAGUCCAGAGAAAUGGACGUGGGGUCUUCCAGUGUGUUGAGUGAACAGAGUGACAGCAGUAGUUCAGUACCGGUCACUCCUCUCCCAGACGACCAACUCUCGGAUCAGGAUGUGCCCAAACAACCACGGUACACUGCAUUUACAGUUAACGCAGAACUGUCACAAGACAUGGAAUCUCCCCGCAGAAGUGUGUUAUCUACAGCACGGAGCCAAGGUGGUACAGCGGAUUCAGUCAAAGGGAGCUAUACAGUGUCCAAUGAAGCCACCUCAGAAUCCGCCAGGGCUGCCGGUAUCCCAGUGGUGGGUGAAAGUGGAGAGCAGUCGUGGAGGCGAUGGGGCUCCAGAGAGGGAAGUGUGGCCAGUAGUAGAAGCUCUGGUGACAACUCCGAUCAUGAGUCUCACAAAAUUCAUUACGACCAGAAGGGGAGUGAGAACAAGGACAAAAUUAGGGAAGUAUCACCACCAAAGUCAUUUACACGAUUUGGAUCCAAAGACAAUACAGUGUUUCAAAAGCCCAAAAUGAUUGUGAGGAAUAAAACUACAAUAUCACCUAAAAAGGAGACUUCUAAGCAUAUGACAACUAAUUUUGCUGAAAUAAAAAGAAUGAAAAAUGUACAAGGGAAUGUGGACAAUUCUGGAAUGGUUUAUAUGCAGCAUGGGCAUGAAGUGAAUAAUAAAGUGAUGCAAGGCUCAACCACCCAAAUUAAUAAUAGAAACAACCAAAAUACAACAUCUCCUAGCAGGACAACAUGGCAGCAGACCAGCACUCUGAAAUCACCGGAUGAAACUACAAGUGAUUCUUCUGAAAGCAGUGAUAAUCGCCCAGUGUUAUCAGAACUGACAGAAAUCAGGCUCAAGUUGGAAGAAAAAAGGAAACAGAUUGAGAGGAAGAAAAACAGGAUGGAAAUUCAACAGCAGAAGCAACGACAGAAGUUGGGAAAAACAGCUUUUCUCCAUGUUGUGGCUAAACCCACGGAGGAGGAAGAAGUGUCAGAUGGACACAGUUCACAUGGAAGUGAGGCCUCUUUACCUGGAAGUGAGGAGGCUUCGAGUUCCACAUCAGACAAGGACCGGCGAACGUCUCUCACUGAUGGGAAAACGUCUGGAGCACCCCAAGGCAACAGGGCAUUCUCAAGGGAAGGAAUUCAGCAAACGAUAGAAAAUGUGAGGAAGAAGUGGUUUCAAGACGAGAAGGAUGAGAGAAUUCCACAGUCUGAAAUCAAAGUUGAAGAGACUGUGAGUAGGAGAGAGAGUAGUCCUCAAAAUGGAGAAGUUUGUGCUUCUGCUGUACAAGAAAGAAGGGAAACUCUGCCUCCAAAACAACCAAUUCCAGUGGAGCAGAAGAUGACCAAACCAGAAAAGAAAAUUCCAGAAACUUCAGAAUUAGAUGAUUCCUCUGUGUACAACCAGAAGUUAGAGAAACUGGAUCAUGAUCUUAAUGACUUGAAAGGAGAAAUACUAAGGAUGUCACUUGAGCAGGAACAGUUUAAUGGAAAUCCAGUUGUCACUUCAAUAGCAUCCAGACCUUCAGCUGCUCAAUCCAGAUAUGCAAUGGAUACCCCUGAAAGGAAAUUACAAGGAAAAGCAUUCCAAACUCCAGACCUUGCUUCUACAAAGCAUAUGGAUAUAAACACUCCAGAGAGACUUCAGUAUGGAACACCAGUAGUCUGUUGUCCAGCUGGCCAUACGGGCCCUAUAGACCCCAGUCUACCCACCCCAGAGAGAGCAUUGAUGGGAGGAGGAGUAGCUCAGUACCCCCAGGGACUCCCUCCCCAGAUGCCUGUAACACAACCAUUUCAGCCCCAAGUCCUGCCUCACUCUUCACCCUACACUGGACAAAGUCAGUUCAGUCCUAUGCCACAUACACAUGUGCCAUAUAGUGGUUUACAUACUCAUGGCACCAUGCCAUUCCCUCAACCCCAGUUUCCUCCCACCCCUCCCCAAGUCUACCAACAAUCCCCUCCCUAUGGGGUAAAUCCCAAUUUGGUGUCUCCUCAUGGCCAUUACGGAAUGCAGGGGAUGUACAACAUGACCCCUCAACAGUUCCCUCCCCAUUCUCACAUCACGUCCUUGUCACCUGCUCAUCCUCCUGUCUCAUACAUGAAUUCCCCCAAUCACACAGGAGCUCAAGUCUUUCAACCUAAUGUAGAUAAUAAUACCAUCCCACCUGUGCUAUCUGUAUCCCAGGCAGAGAAGCCAGCUACUUCUAGUGCUUUCAAUUACAGUGGUCUCAGUGAUAAAGUGGAAACUCCUGACAAGCAAAAUAUAAGUGUACAAAACGCAGCUCAGAACAAAAAUGAUCUACAAAGUGACACUUCUGCUGAUCAGAAUGGGUUUUUUGUAUCCUUUGGAAGUGAAUCUCCAAAAACUAAACCGAAACUUUCUAGUGCUAACAUUCAAAGGGCAGUAACUCCAGAACCAGCUAGUCAACCAAACCAAACACACCAGUCACCUCCAAUGAACCAGUCUAGUCAGUCCGGUAACCUUGACGUGUCAGUCACGCCAGGGAACACUUCUGUCAAUUCCCAGAUGGACAACUCUCAACAUGAUUCCUCCGGUAUUGGCUUUGUUGUUGGAGAAGGCCAGGAAAAUCUUACAAAGUCCAUGGAAGAAGAACUGAAUAGGAAGAAAGAAAAAUUCAUACAAAUGCAGAUCAAACGCAAAGAGGAACAAGACAAAAAACGUCAAUACAAAGAAAUGGAAAUGGCGCGUCGCAAAGAACAAGAGAGAAUUAAACAAGAAGAAGCAGAGAGAAGGAAAGCCAGUGAAAAGGCGCGGAGGGAGGAAAUAUUCCGUCAAUAUCAGGACAAAAAGCACCAGGAAGAGGAUGACUACGCACCGCCCGUCCGCAGGAACAGGUCUAAGACGCGAGAAAAGCAGCGGCCAAAGUCCAUGUUUGUCAAGGGGGAGCCCCAGUCGGGAUCAGUGGAAGGUUUGCUCUCCAAUAGUUCUCAAGAGGAUCUGUCUUCUCAAGCUUUCACUAUCAGUCCUGGUCACACAGGCUCUUCGGGUGUCGGUCCUAGAAAACCCCCAAGCUUAGCACCACGCCCAGGAAAAAUACGAAAAGCAGCAUCAUGUAACACCCUGACCAGCUCCACAGAAGGCAGACUGACCUAUAGGAGACCACCAUCACCUGAUCUUGGUCGCUUGAAGGGAAAAGGCAGAGGAAGUACAGAGAGCAGUGAAUCAGGAUCAGAUUAUGCAGGUCCUAAACUGUUUGUCAAGCCAAGCUCCAAGUCAAACCGUCACAUCAUCAUUAAUGCCAUCAGUCAGUGUGUGUUAGCGGGGCCUGUCAACGCGGACCAGAAAAACAAAGUUCUGGAGGUCCUGGCCAAGUCAGAUGCCAAGCACUUCCUGAUCCUGUUCAGAGACCACUCCUGUCAGUUCCGCGGACUUUACAGCUUUGAUCCGGAUACGGAGGAUUCCCUCAAAAUCCACGGAAUAGGUCCCAAACAAAUCACCAGCAAAAUGAUAGAGAGAUUUUACAAGUAUAAUUCAGGAGGCAAAAGCUUCAGUGAGGUGACUUCCACCAAACACUUGUCUGUGUCCAUAGAUGCUAUAGUUAUACACAAUGCCUUGUGGAAGACAUCGUCCAAACCCCCUCACAAAAAGUGAAGCCCAUCAAUAAUGGAUGGAAAAUUCCAAUGCCUUCAGACUGUGUAAUGGGAAAUUCAAUUGCUUCAGGCCAUUAGCUGCUGUCCCCAAAAUAUUUCCGUGAUCCCCAGAGCUAGACAUAUACCAGGUAGUACUGUCAAGAUAUGUGACUUUCAAAGAAGAGUUUUGACUGUGGUCGGCCAUAUUUUUAUGUUGCAGAGGCUGGAUUACUAGACUUGUACAAUUGUAAUCAUCAUACUCUGAAAUAUAAAGCUCAUACAUUUACUCAUUUUCUGUCUCAUUUGCAUGUGCUCUUUCUACAUACUCAGUUUUCAGGAAUAUUAAUAAUUUUGCUUAUCCUUUCUAACAAAAUGUAAACAUGUAUUUUUGCUUCUUGUAUAACAUCAAAUAUUGCCAUUCCAACAAAUCUUGUGUGUAUUACUUAGAAGCUUGUAUAUAGACCUUGAAGCUGACUUUCUCCUCUCAGAAAAAUAAAUUUAAUCAAGACAUUCCCAAAUAGCCUUUUAAAGUGCUUUUCCAUAUGCUUGUAGUGAUUAUACAUGUACAAUUAAUUUCUUGCAAUUUUAUUAAUUUUAUAAAGUUACUUUAUGAUGUGUCUAAAUUUGAAUUUCAUAUAACUAAGACUUUAAAGUCCUCUUCUUACGUCCAUGUUAUAUCAAUGGUAUGCAUCAUUUACAUGUGUAUUUACCAAAGUUGCUAGUAUCAACACGGAUAAAUACAGUAUGUAGUAAUUUGAUGCAACUUGUAAUUUAGAGUUAUGCAGAUGAAAGCAAAGGAAAUUAUUUUGAAUACUACUAUGAUUAAUUAAGAAUGAAGUGGUUUCUCCUUAUUUUUCAAAGUGAGCUAUUCAUAGUAAUGGGUCAGUUCCUCUGUUUGUAAAUGUUAAUUGUGUCAUUCAUCUGUGAUAUUUUUCUUGCCAUUUUCAAUGAUCAACCUGCUAUAUUUCAAAUUUAAAUUGCAGAAAAUUUGAUAAAAAUUUAAUAUUUAUGUAGAUCUAGUUGAAUCAAUGUACCUGCAAAAAAAUUCAAUUAAGGGUGCGACAAAGUAAUACAUGUAGUAGAAAAUGUUUAAGACAUAAGAAUUGGCAAUAUUAAAAAUCUUAAAUUUAAGUCGGGAUUUUUUAUGCAUAAGUCUUUUUUUUGAAAGAUAGUGCCUUUUAAUAAACUGUUGCAUUUGCUUUGUGAAGGAUUCAUAGCAUUGUGAUUUUUUUUUUUGGUUCAGAUUUUUGUUAUGCAUACCACAUAUCAUUUUGCAUAAUUUAAUGAAAAUCUCGCACUUGAAGUUUUCAUUUUGACAGUCUUAUUUAUUUUGAUUUCUAUUUAGUAUAUGCAUUAUACUUGUAUUUUGCUUUCAAUUGAUUGUAUGAAAAUAACCUAAAAUGAGGCAAAAGAAGAUACACAUCCUAACUUUUACAAAUUGUACAAAUGAUCUUUACAGAAUCAACAUUGAAUACAUGUAAUAAGAUUAUUGUGUUCUAAAUGUACAUUGUAUAUUUAACAUAUUUUAUCGAUUUUUUCUUUAUCAAUUAAUUUUCACUGUAUGUACAUUGUACUUAAUAAAUUGAUACAUUUCUGUCAUAUCACUGCUUAUAAUGGCAAGUUCUAUUUUCUGGGUUGUGAUUAUUAAAUUUAAUUUUUUUUGUGUUCAGCUUGGAUUAUUUUCUACAUAUUUUGACCCCCAUGUGCUUUAUUUUGUUGCUAUGGAAACUGGUUGUGUUUAAAAGGUGAUUCAAAUGCAAAUUUAUGUACCUGCAAGAUAUUAUUUAUAUUUCAUAAAUAUUUAAUUCAGUAUUUGAGUUUUCAUUGGUAAGAAUUUUACAUUAAUUUUGUUCAUGUUGCAUGUAGACAUUUAAUAUUGAUGUUGAAUUAAAGACAAAGAUGUAAUUCUGGGUCAGAUUUUAUUACAUGCAAUUAAACAUGGAUAGACAUACAAUGUAUCCAUUAUUAUAAAUUGUAACAUACAUGUACAUGUAUAUUCAAUAUGAAUUCUAAAAUUUAUUUCAAUACUUCAUUUAUCUUAAGAAACAUUUGAUUUGUAUAAGAUAAUUGGUGCACUGUGGCUGUAUUCAUAUAUGUAAAAAAAACUUCUCUUUGCAUUUUUUGAUUAGCAUACUUGAUUCUGAUUGAAUAAGGCUGAACUAAACUUAAGAUGGGUAAACCAACCAGUGUGAAUAGAAUUCAUUGACCUGUAGGUGGCUAAUAAACAGUCAUGAAGAUACUGUAUUUCAUUGCAAAAUGUUACCUAUAAAUAUAAAACUUAGAUCAAAACUAAACAUGCUAGAACAGAUGCUUUUCAAUGUCAGUAUCUCCAAAUAUGCCAACCUAACACAAUUUUCUGGCUUAAGUCACAUGGCUUGAGGUGUGCAAAUAACAAUCCAUUGUUAGCCAUCAAUUUUAGUGUUAGUGAUCAUCCUUAGUGUUAUCUGGAUGUGCCAGAUAAUCAGAAUCAAGUAUGCUCUUGGCUUGAUUCUGCGGCUUUGGUAGAAUUAUCAAGCUCUCUGUAAUAAAAAUAAACCUGUGAUGUAGAUGCUAGGAUCUCAGUAAUAUGUACGAGUUUAUAAAGAAUGCUGUUCCUGGAAAGAAAUUCAAAGUGCUUUUUACCCAUUGUAAGGGAGGUAAUAUAGUGUGUAGCACAGAAAGAAGGAUUUUUUUUUAUAUCUGUGACUAAGAGAGAUCUUUUUUUGUAACUGUGCAGCUUUAUCUGUAGGUUGAAUUUUUUUUUAUUGUUAUAUAUUUAUUUGUAAAAGUAAAGAAUUAAUAAUGCA
This is a messenger RNA of Saccostrea cuccullata (small rock oyster), 8443 nucleotides long. RefSeq names its product calmodulin-regulated spectrin-associated protein 1-like. The coding region runs from base 223 to 5679 and encodes 1818 amino acids. Gene Ontology annotation, molecular function: calmodulin binding; spectrin binding; microtubule minus-end binding. Lineage: Eukaryota; Metazoa; Mollusca; Bivalvia; Ostreida; Ostreidae. Gene Ontology annotation, biological process: neuron projection development; negative regulation of microtubule depolymerization; cytoplasmic microtubule organization. The transcript is spliced from 20 exons. Gene Ontology annotation, cellular component: microtubule minus-end. The record is from RefSeq and is a predicted model, not a curated record.